Messenger RNA from Owenia fusiformis, 896 nucleotides. The record is from the annotation of a GenBank genome assembly. Lineage: Eukaryota; Metazoa; Annelida; Polychaeta; Sabellida; Oweniidae.
CAUAUAUAAAGUACUGAAUUCAGACUUUCUUUACAAACCAUAUUUGCUUUCACAAUGAUUGCUUUCAUUCUUGCUUUUGUAGCUGCAGCAUCUGCUGCACCAAGUGCACCUGUGCCAGCAUUCUACAGCCCUGGACCCUUCAUUGUAAAUGGAGAGGUUGCCACACCACAUGAGUUUCCUCAUCAGCUGUCUCUCCAGGCAGAAGGACUUUUUGGGUGGGGACACAUCUGCGGUGCCGUCCUUACUGAUGCCACCUGGGUCACAACUGCUGCCCAUUGCGUCAAUGCUGAUGGUUACCGAGUGAUUGCUGGAGGCCAAGUAAGGAAUUCAGUUGAUGGUACUGGAAAUGAACAGGUUGUAAAUGUUGCCCAGGUUAUUCAGCAUGAAGAUUUCGAUCAAGAUGGUUCAGUUGGAUUCCCCAAUGAUAUUGCCCUUCUCCGCCUUGAGUCUCCUAUAACUCUAACUGCCCAGCGUGCCACUAUCCCAGUUGCAAGUGGAAGUACCGAUUUUGCUAACCAGAACUGCAUUAUUUCUGGAUGGGGAGAUACCACUCCGGGUGAUGGUGUCCCAGCUACUGAGCUGAGGAAAGCUACCCUCCCAAUCUUGAGUGGAGAUGACUGCCAAGAUUACUGGCUCCAAUCUGACCCAAAUAUGCACAUCUGUAUCUAUGAUCAAAGUGACAACCAGGGAUCUUGCCAGGGAGAUUCUGGUGGCCCCAUGACCUGCAGAGAAGGAGGAAACAAUGUGGUUGCUGGAGUUACCAGCUGGGGAGUUGUUGGAUGUCUCGGUCAACCAUCUGUCUAUGUAAGAACCUCCAACUACAGACAAUGGCUCUGCUCCAACAGUGGCAACACUGUCGCCUGUUAGAUAACUAUUUCUUCAGUGUAACAUUUUUA